CUCAAGUUAUGUCAAAAGUGUAAAAAUUGAUAUCAAUGAUCUGAGCUCUGCUGAAAUUACCAUCUUCACAGGAUCAUCGAGCACUAACAGCUACGACUACAAAGGAACUAUGAAUGAAGACGAUAAGAAGAGUUUCACUCUAGACUACAACACAGACACAUACAUUGUUGUUGAACCUUCUUCGUACUAUAACAAGAUCGAUAUUGACCUCGAAGCAAGCUCCUCAUCACCAAGUUCAUCAAGCAAUGCAGGAGCCAUUGUUGGAGCAGUUCUUGGCGCACUUUUUGGAGUGGGGAUCAUGAUCUGCAUCAUUGUAUGAGGGGUAAUAAUGUGAAACAAAUGUGCUAAAGCAAAUGCUCAGCAAGCACAAGCUCGUCAGAACAACAUGGCUGCUGCCAGCCUCAAUCACACUCAGCCAAGACCACAGAUUUAUGAAGAUAUCAACCUGCAAAUGAACAAUGCCCCUCCUGCAAACACGUCCUACCAAAUCCCUCCUCCUCAGCCUCUGUAUCCCUCUCCACAAUACAUGGAUCCCAACAACCCGUACAUGGUGAACGAUCCUUAUAUGGUACAACCUCAGAUAGCUGUUCCAGUUCCUCCAGGUGUUGAUGGCCCUACACCAAUUGAAGGGAACCCAGUGGAUCCAGUUGGGCCAGUCCAGAACGCAAAGCCUGUAGACUAGAGUAGAAUGGAUUCUGAAUUAUUGAGUGAUGUU
Messenger RNA from Moneuplotes crassus, 715 nucleotides. The record is from the annotation of a GenBank genome assembly. NCBI's taxonomy places the organism in Eukaryota, Ciliophora, Spirotrichea, Euplotida, Euplotidae.